AUGCUGAGGCUGGGUAUCAUGUUCAUCUGCCUUUUGCAGGGGGUGAGAACAGAUCCCCAGGAGACGUGUCCAGUGUUCACAGCUCUGGGCAUCGGCAGCGCCUUGACAGGGACAGAGCUGAAGGUGAAGCUGCUGCUCUACACCAGGCAGAACCCAGUCUGUGCUGAAGAGCUCCACUCAGCAGCCUCCAAACACCUGGAUGUGACCAAGAAAACCACCUUCAUCAUCCACGGGUACCGGUUCACGGGCUCUGCCCCAGUCUGGAUCCCUGAGCUGGUGCAGCUUCUGCUCUUUGUAGAGGACAUGAACGUAAUCGUCGUGGACUGGAACCAGGGGGCAACAACUCUCAACUACAGCAAGGCCUCCAGAAACUGCAAGAGAGUUGCUGAGGUCCUGAAGGAGCUUAUUGAUGAGAUGGUGGCUGCCGGGGGGGCCCCGGGCUCCGUGCACAUGGUGGGGAUGAGCCUGGGCGCCCACAUCUCGGGCUUCGUGGGGCAGAUGUUCGGCGGGACCCUGGGCAGGAUCACAGGGCUGGACCCCGCGGGGCCCCUGUACCGGGGCCAGGCCCCUGACGAGAGGCUGGACCCCUCGGACGCCCAGUUUGUCGAUGUCAUCCACUCCGACACCGACGGACUAGGUUACCAAGAAGCACUUGGCCACAUUGACUUCUACCCCAACGGAGGCACCGAUCAGCCUGGCUGCCCCCUGACAGUGUUUGCUGGACUGUGGUAUUUCAAGUGUGACCACCAGAGGUCUGUCCUGCUGUUCAUGGCCAGCCUGAGGCAGAGCUGCAACAUCACUGCCUACCCGUGUGACUCCUACAGAAGUUACAGGAAUGGCAAAUGUACCAGCUGUGAAACUUUCUGGCCUCUGCCCUGCCCCAUCCUAGGUUAUUACGCCCACGAGUGGAAAAGCUACUUAACACAGCAGAGCCACCCAGGGACAAGUAUGUUUUUUGACACCACGGACAAAGAGCCAUUUUGUGUUUAUCACUACUUUGUGGAUAUCAUUACAUGGAACAAAUACACCAGAAGAGGCACCUUCAGCAUUGUACUGGCUGAUGAAACUGGGAAGAAGGCAGAAUCCAAAGUUCAUCCAGAAGCUGCAGCCUUUCAGCAGUACAACCAAAUCACUUUGCUAAUUGGAUUCAACCAGGAUUUUGAGAAGGUAAAACAAAUUUCCUUGACAUUUUCCACGGGAUCUGUCAUUGGCCCAAAAUUCAAGCUGAGGAUUCUUCAAAUGAGGUUCCGGUCACUUACAAACCCAGAAAGGGCGGAGCUGUGCAGGUACGACCUGGUCCUGCUGGAGGGCAGCACCACCACCUUCCAGCCCAUCCCGUGCCGGGGCAGGAGCUGA
Molecule: messenger RNA, 1356 nt
Organism: Chaetura pelagica (chimney swift)
Lineage: Eukaryota; Metazoa; Chordata; Aves; Apodiformes; Apodidae
Gene: LIPH
Product: lipase, member H
Exons: 10
Coding region: 1-1356 (451 amino acids)
Biological process (GO): lipid metabolic process
Molecular function (GO): carboxylic ester hydrolase activity; lipase activity
Source: RefSeq, a predicted model, not a curated record